Meloidogyne enterolobii is the source of this 369-nucleotide messenger RNA. The record is from the annotation of a GenBank genome assembly. NCBI's taxonomy places the organism in Eukaryota, Metazoa, Nematoda, Chromadorea, Rhabditida, Meloidogynidae.
UUAUAGCUGAAGAUCCUUUUGGGGUCUAUUUAAAAGAUGAUUUUAGAGGAAAAAAUUAUUUUUGGGGGAGAAAAUUUUCUUGCGUUUUCUAUUUGCGCACAUUCUCCCCCUCAACCACUAAUAAUACCUUUUUUUCCCUCACCUCAUUGUGAAAGAGAAUUGAGGGCAGCAGCAUCACGCAAAUCGCCUUGCCACUACAAAAACACACCAAAAUCUCUUCUUUCUUUUAUUUAAAUCUCUUUUUUCUCUUUUGAAGAAUAAAUAUAUCCGAAAAAUUUUUAUUUUUCACUCUUUUCAAAAUCCUCAAAAAUCGCGCACUGUGAAAAUAUCCUUCCCCUCUCCUCCAACUGCCAUCUAUUUAUUACUAUU